This is a messenger RNA of Nannizzia gypsea CBS 118893, 1203 nucleotides long. RefSeq lists its product as hypothetical. The transcript has a single exon. The record is from RefSeq and is a predicted model, not a curated record. Bases 1 to 1203 code for a protein of 400 amino acids. NCBI's taxonomy places the organism in Eukaryota, Fungi, Ascomycota, Eurotiomycetes, Onygenales, Arthrodermataceae. Gene Ontology annotation, cellular component: fungal-type vacuole.
AUGAGGCUCUCAGGAGGCAAGGCGCCGCGCUCGACGCUCCUCCUAUGCUUGUUCUUCAUAUGCGUCGCUCUUUUUGCAGGCCAGACGAUGGCACAGGAUGACAAGAAUAACCCGGCGCCGGGCAACAACCAACCCCCAAAACAAACCAACAACGCACCACCGCCGCCGCCGCCUCCCGCUAAGACCGAGAAUCCCCCCAAUACGCCUGCUUCGAACCCAGCCCCUGCGCCGACUGAAAAUAAACCGAACGAUGAUAACAAACCGGACGAGACUGGCAAUGCACCAACCCCCUCCCCACCUCCCCCUGCGAGUACGGAUGACAAGAAGCCCAGCGAGACCAUAGACUUACCGCCACUCGGCACGUCGACCACUGAAAGCAAACCAUCAACGACGAAAGGGUCGAAGCCGACUACUUCUGCAACUCGUUCCGAUAGUUCGUACAGUGGGCCGGGGUUCUCUUUGCCCACGCUUACCGGUGUUCCUCAAAUCCCUACGGCUACGAUCCCGCCUAAAAAGGGUGCUCCAUACCUGCAGCACUCCAACCUACCAGAGGGAACUGUGUUCAUCGGAGUCGGCGCUGGACUGGGACUCAUAUUCGUUGCUAUAUUCGCCUGGCGUGCACUCGUCGCAUGGUCAAUCAACCGGUCUGUCCGCCGCGCAGCCACCGCUCACCAAACAGAUGCAGCGGCCGCUCUUCUCAACCCAUCCAAGCGCAAGAGCAAGGCCUACCGCCAAUCCAGGGGAGGAUCCAUGUCUCUUGAGAAACUCAACAGCGGAAACACAUCUAGCAACCGACACUCUGCUCUUCACCGCAAAAGUCAACCACCAAACUCCAGCCUUUUCUUUUCCCCGACUGCCGGGGCAAGCAACUUGCACGCCGUCGGAAACAGAGCCUCAGGGUAUCUCCCGGCUGGCUAUUAUGCUGCCAGUGGGGCUGCUCCUGGUUCAGGAUCCGGAUUUCAAAACAGCACAUCUUCAAUUGGACUUUCUCCGUUAGGCCCCCAGGCUCAAGGCUACUCGCGAACAAGGUCGAUAGGACCAACGCCUCCCGACUCGCCCGCAUUAUCACCUACUGCGCGUAGAUAUGAACCAGCCCACCCAUCUACAAGCAGUGUCAACCUCUCAUCACCUCCACAGGGCCGCGCCCCAAGCGCAUACCUCGAGGACCUCUUCGAAAAUCACCCCUCAGGUCCCCAGCGAUAA